Molecule: messenger RNA, 2037 nt
Organism: Chelmon rostratus (copperband butterflyfish)
Lineage: Eukaryota; Metazoa; Chordata; Actinopteri; Chaetodontiformes; Chaetodontidae
Product: high-affinity choline transporter 1-like
Exons: 8
Coding region: 150-1847 (565 amino acids)
Biological process (GO): acetylcholine biosynthetic process; transmembrane transport; choline transport
Cellular component (GO): plasma membrane
Molecular function (GO): choline:sodium symporter activity
Source: RefSeq, a predicted model, not a curated record
AUACCAGAGGGCAUUAAUGUAUCUUUAAGGUGGAGCAGAAUUAUGUUGAUUCAUUUUCUCCUCUGGUAUGUUAUCUCUCGCUUCCAAAAUACUCAGUCACUCUGUUAGUCAGACAUCAGCUAGUGUGGAAGCCAGUCAACCAGUCCAUCAUGGCUGUCAACAUCCCAGGAGUUAUAUCUGUGGUGUUUUUCUACCUGCUGGUCCUUGGGACCGGCAUCUGGGCUUCUUUCAAGUCCAAAAGGGAACAGAAGAAAAGUGCAGCAAAAGGAAUGGAUAUGGCCCUGCUGGGAAACCGGAGCAUUAACUGGGUGGUGGGGGUCUUCACAAUGACAGCUACAUGGGUUGGAGGAGGCCUCAUUGUUGGCACAGUUGAGAUGGUGUACACGCCCUCCAUGGGACUAAUCUGGGCAGUCGUGAUGUUGACAGCAUACAGCUCAUCUUUUCUUAUCACUGGCUUGGUGUUUGCCAAGCCAAUGAGAGAAAGAAACUGUGUGACGAUGCUGGACCCUUUCCAUAUGAAGUACGGAAAAGUACUAACAGCUGGACUGAGCCUGGUUUCACUCUUGGUUGAUGUGGUCUGGGUGCCCUCAACACUACUUGGUUUAGGAGGAAUCAUGAGUGUAGUCCUGGAUUUGUCCUUCACUGUGUGCAUCUGGGUCUCUGCUGCAGUGGUCAUUAUCUACACAGUGCUGGGAGGCCUCUACUCUGUGGCCUACACAGAUGUUAUACAGCUUGUCCUCAUAUUCAUCAGCUUGUGGCUCUGUGUUCCCUUUGUCAUGAUGAAUCCUCACACCAUGGACAUUAGCCAGACCGUGAUGAACAACACCUUACAUGCUCCCUGGAUUGGUCAACCAGAGCUGAAAAAGACCUGGAUACUGAUUGAUAACUUCUUAUUCUUUGCUCUGGGGUCUCUGGGGUACCAGUGCUUCCAUCAGAGGACCUUGUCAGCUUCUUCCUUAGCCACAGCCAAGCUCACAUGUGUUACUGCUGCUUUCAUCUUUCCUCUAUUUGGGAUACCUGUUAUACUGCUUGGGGCAGCUGCUUCAUCCACAGACUGGAACAUGACUACCUAUGGUUCUCCAUCUCCAUAUGAGCAUGGGGAAGCAGCUCUCGUUCUGCCCAUCGCCCUGCAGCACCUCACCCCUUUCUUCAUUGCCAUCAUUGGUACUGGAUGUGUGGCUGCUGCUGUGAUGUCAUCAGCUGACUCUGCUUUGCUUUCUGCAGCUUCUGUCUUCACUGCUAACAUCUACAAGAACAUCCUGAGGCCUCAGGCAUCAGACAGAGAGGGUCAGUGGGUAAUCCGUGUUGCUGUGGUGGUCGUGGGCUUGGUUGGCACAUCACUCACCAUACUGAAAAACAGCAUCUUAGUGUUCUGGUUCCUUAGUGGUGAAUUGGCCUACAUUGUAGUCUUCCCUCAACUCGUCUGUGUCCUCUUCUUCAACAUCUCCAAUGGUUAUGGGGCUAUUAUGGGCUGCCUGGUGGGAGUUGUGUUAAGACUGCUCAGUGGAGACCCAUCUCUCGGGUUAGCACCAGUCAUACACUUCCCAGGAUGUACUCUUGAGGAUGGGGUUUAUGUCCAGUACUCUCCAGUCAGGACCAUCUCCAUGCUGUCUGCCAUUGCUGCCAUCUUGUCAUUCUCCUACCUGGCUUCUGUGCUCUUCAACAAAGGCAUGCUUCCUGAGAAGUGGGAUGUGUUCAAAGUGAAGGUCCAGCAAACAGCACAACCACUGACACCAACAGAUGCUGCCGCAGAACAUAACGAGAAUGAGAAACUGAGCAGAGACAACUCUGAGGCCGAGGCAUCAGAGCCAAUGAUGAGCACAAAAUUUACCUUGUGUUUUCAGUAAAAAGGAAAAUCACAGUACAAAUUGACUUUUCUUUGCAAUCAGGUGUCCUUUUUUUGUAAUUGCAAGGCAGGCUCAGUGCUGCUGGGCUGCAUGAUAAUUUGUUUACAUUCCUGCAGUUGCCCACUCUGAGAAAUUGGAGGCAAGUGAAUGUGUAAUGUAUAAUGAAUGUGUAAUAAAUAUUAAAAUGUUA